Messenger RNA from Monopterus albus (swamp eel), 885 nucleotides. It is a transcript of the gene fbxo48, whose product is annotated as F-box protein 48. Gene Ontology annotation, molecular function: protein binding. Gene Ontology annotation, cellular component: SCF ubiquitin ligase complex; cytoplasm. The record is from RefSeq and is a predicted model, not a curated record. The transcript has 3 exons. Bases 114 to 575 code for a protein of 153 amino acids. Lineage: Eukaryota; Metazoa; Chordata; Actinopteri; Synbranchiformes; Synbranchidae. Gene Ontology annotation, biological process: SCF-dependent proteasomal ubiquitin-dependent protein catabolic process.
CAUCUGCUCAGCGACGGGACUGGAGGCGACUUCACCCCGGUUCACUGGAGGCACUGGAUGAAAAUACACAACAAGACAGACCUUGGUUUCAAACUGUUGGACCUGGAGCUAUUAUGCAGCAUGAGCCCGUCAGGACCUCACCUGUGGUUUUUGUCUGUGAAAGAAGACCCUCCAUGAUGUCCUCCAGUGACUCUGCCCCUCAAAACUUUGCUGAAAUGCUGCCGACAGAGGUUAGUGUGAAGAUCUUCAGCAAACUGGAUGCAAAGAGUCUGUGCAAUGCCUCACGGACCUGCAAGCUGUGGCAUCGCAUCAUCGAGGAGAGCGAGCAGCUGUGGAGGAGGCAGUGUCUGCAGGUCUGCGUUACGUGUCAGAGGGAGGUGGACAGUGACAGGAGGGACGGCCUGUCCUGGAAGGUGACCCUAAUGAGGAACUACACUCGCAGCUGUCUGAAGGCAGACUGGCUGAGGGGACGAUACAGCCAUGUGCGCUCAGCAGAUGAGCUGAGUGGAAGGAAGAUGACGCCGCUGGAUGCCGAGACGUGGGGGGAGAUCCUGCAGGCCGAGCUGGACAGAUGACCCACGGCAACGGUUUACUAGCAGUGUUUAUUUAAAGAUUUUUUAAACAUAAUAUACAUUUUAUACUCAGUUUUAUAAACACAAAUAAUUGUACAUAUGUUUUUAAAAAACUUUUUUAAGAAAGGUGAAGCUGUUUCCUGAUGUAAAUAUGGCUGAAAUGCCUUAAAUCACAUCUUUGUGAAGAUUAUGAUGUAGAUUUUGUCUUUGAAAACUCAGAAACGGCAUUUAGCUGUGUGGAAUUAAACAACCAAAAAAAGAUUUUGUAUUUCUAUAAGUGGGGUCAAAUUAUGGAAUAAUUUAACUGUGGACA